CGGGGGCGGGGCUUCGGCCGGCUGAGGCGCCGCCGCCCUCGGUCUGAGGAACCUGGGACUCGGGUCCCGGAGCGGGUGGCGCGCGGACGGCGGCGGGCGCGAGAGCGGGCGCGGGUCUCGGCUCCUCAGGCUCCCCGAGCGCUGGUCCGCUCUCCUCUCCGCCGGGACGCGGGAGAGUCCGGCGCGCGGCGGGGGCGGCCAAUGCGAAACUGGCUGGUGCUGCUGUGCCCGUGUGUGCUCGGGGCCGCGCUGCACCUCUGGCUGCGGCUGCGCUCCCCGCCGCCCGCCGGCGCCUCCGGGGGCGGCCCCGCAGAUCAGUUGGCCUUAUUACCUCAGUGGAAGUCUAGUCAUUAUGAUGUGGUAGUUGGUGUGUUAUCAGCUCGCAAUAACCAUGAACUUCGGAAUGUGAUAAGAAGCACCUGGCUGAAGCAUUUAAUACAACAUCCAGCAUUAAGUCAACGUGUGCUUGUGAAGUUCAUAAUAGGUGCUCAUGGCUGUGAAGUACCUGUGGAAGACAGGGAAGACCCUUAUUCCUGCAGACUACUCAACAUCACGAAUCCAGUUUUGAAUCAGGAAAUUGAGGCAUUCAGUCUUUCUGAAGAUACUUCAUCAGGGCUCUCUGAGGACCGAGUCGUCAGUGUGAGCUUCCGAGUUCUCCACCCGAUCAUUAUUACCAGUCUUGGGGUGUUUGAUGAUGCCAACGAUGUGGGCUUCCAGAGGAACAUCACUGUCAAGCUUUAUCAGGCAGAACAGGAGGAGGCCCUCUUCAUUGCUCGCUUUAGUCCUCCGAGCUGUGGUGUGCAGGUGAACAAGCUAUGGUACAAGCCUGUGGAGCAGUUCAUCUUACCAGAGAGCUUUGAAGGUACAAUUGUGUGGGAGAGCCAAGACCACCAGGGCCUGGUGUCAAGAAAUCUCCACAGAGUGACAGUAAAUGAUGGGGGAGGCGUUCUCAGAGUCAUCACGGCUGGAGAGGGUGCAUUACCUCAUGAAUUCAUGGAAGGUGUGGAGGGAGUUGCAGGUGGUUUUAUUUAUACUAUUCAGGAAGGUGAUGCUCUCUUACAAAACCUUCAUUCUCGCCCUCGAAGACUUAAUGAUCAUAUAAGUAAUCUCCAGGAGGAAGAUGCCUUACUGAAGGAGGAAAGCAGCAUCUAUGAUGAUAUUGUUUUUGUGGAUGUUGUUGACACUUACCGAAAUGUUCCUGCAAAAUUAUUGAACUUCUAUAGAUGGACUGUGGAAACAACCAGCUUUGAUUUAUUGCUAAAGACAGAUGAUGACUGUUACAUUGACUUAGAAGCUGUUUUUAAUAGAAUUUCCCAUAAGAAUCUGGAAGGGCCUAAUUUUUGGUGGGGAAAUUUCAGAUUGAAUUGGGCAGUUGAUCGAACUGGAAAGUGGCAGGAGCUGGAGUACCCUAGUCCUGCUUACCCUGCCUUUGCGUGUGGGUCAGGGUAUGUGAUCUCCAGGGACAUCGUCCACUGGCUGGCCAGCAACUCGGGGAGAUUAAAAACCUAUCAGGGUGAAGAUGUCAGCAUGGGCAUUUGGAUGGCAGCCAUAGGACCUAAAAGAUAUCAGGAUGGCCUGUGGCUAUGUGAGAAGACUUGUGAGACGGGAAUGCUGUCAUCCCCGCAGUAUUCUCCACAGGAACUAGCAGAGCUCUGGAAACUGAAGGAACUGUGUGAUGAUCCAUGCCAGUGUGAAGCAAGAAGAUAAUGAUUUUAAUUCGCAGUGUUUAAGGAUCAGGGUAGGUGUAUGAUAAUCUGAGUGCAAUUCUGAGGAAAGCCCGAGGUUUGGUGAUAGAAUAGAUAUGAUCUAUCAGGAUAGUUCUGGGCUGGCACUUUCACCUGUAACCAGUGUGAUAUUUCCUAAUGUUUGCACAAAGUUUCCUUUUUAAAAAUCAACUAAUUUAUUUAUAUAUUGGUACAUGAUUUGAACAAUACCAAAUUGUUUGUAAAAAGACAAAAUAUUUCUCUAGUUAGUAAUUCAGUACCUAUCACUUUUGGUUAAAAGUUGGCCUAGUUCAGAAGUCUUUAGUAACUGAGGGUUUGGAUUUCAACUGGGACUGCAGACUAGAUCUGUAUAGCAUAAUUAGGAUAAUUAAGGGCCAAAAAGAACUCACAGAAAUGCUGUGUGAUUACGUAUACCAAAGUUUGGGAUUUCUGGAAAUGUCAGAUUUUAUGGAUCUCUGAAUGAUGUGGGCAACUUGAAAAAAAAAAAACCAAUAUAAUUCUCAGUUCUGGACAUUGAUUCUAAAGUUUAUCAAGUGGACUAAUUAAUGCCUGUUUACUUUUGCCAUUUAACAGUAACCUUAAAUGUGACUCCUAUUCAAAAUAUGCUAAAUUUAAGUAAAAUUGAAUACCUCUCAGGGUUUUAGUGCCACAGGGAAAGACAUUCUAAAUAUUUGAUACUUUGAAAGAAUUUUGCUUUCUUCCAAUCAUUGCCUGCUAUUUUCCUAAUAUAAGUGAAUUUCAAUCAGAGCUGAUAGUCUUCUAUAGAAGAAUUAUUUGCUCAGCUUAGGUGUAACUGUAGGGAAAAGCAUGUAUUUUUAUAAGUACUCUUAAAAAUAGUGCAACUGAGAAGAGCGCUCAUAACACAUGUUACACAUAGAUGUGCCUCCCUAGGUUUGAGGGACAUUUCCCCAAAUGACCAAAUCAUCUUAGUAACCUUUUAAACUAGGAGUAACAAUAGUGAAUUUCUUUAAAACUAGUUCUAGGAGAGAAAUUAACUGUUCAGAUUUUAUUAGACUAGGUUCUAUUUAAUAUUUAAAUCUUCACAUAAUGAGUCACAAACUGUAAAAACACGAAGAUCAGAAAAUCAGUAGGUUCAAAUAAUUUAUUAUUGCUGUUAUGUACAAGCCUAAAAUGGUCUCUUCCCAAUGAAAACUACAAUCUUUGCUAUCCAUAGGGCAAGUUAUAAAACCAUUUAUUUCUGAUGAACCCAAAUCAUGAUAGUCUUAGUUUCUGAAUUUUAUUAGUUGGCUGUUACCAUCGCACUAAUAGAGAGUCUCCAUUUUCCACAGAAUAAAACUGUAAUGACUGUAGGUCAUUUUCUAGUUCAAUCUCUCUGCCCGGCAUCUAAAAUUAGAACAAAGAGCAUGGGCGGUGAUUAAGCCAGAGGUGACAAAGCUUGUUACAGGUUUCCCCCACAGUGGGAAGCAGAAUGUUCUGUUUGGUAUGAUUUAGUACGUUAUAUUUUGGGUAGGGGAACAUUUACCAUUAAUUAACAUGGAAAAAAUUUUGAGCAUUCCCCAGCACCCCAAAAUAACCUACUAAAUGCAUUCUUUCUAAGAGACAGGAUUUCCUCAACAUUAUGCACAUAUACCCUCCCCACAUACACACCUAACAGAUGUAUGGUCUCCAUUUAGAAUCUUUUCUAUAGAGCCAGUCUGAUGACAUGUCAUUCUGUGGGGAGCUAAGCUGGACUUCCUGUUCUGCUGGGCAACUUACUUUGAGACUCUCAUAGGACAGCAGGAGUUCUGACACAGGAACUUUGAGAAGACGUGACAGCAAUCCUUUCACCUUUUGAAUUGUCAUGAACUCUAUCAAAGGGAAAAAAAAAUCAGUUCUCUCAAAUGAGUCAUCUGUAAAACUAACUCAUUUGACAAGACCACAAUUGUGAUGACAGCUGUCACUGUCCUUUCAGUUGACCCACGUAAAUGACUAGGGCAAAGCUUAUUUUUAUCCACUACGUGAUCCCACACUCAUGCUUUCACACCAUUUAUCUGAGUCAUUGGGAAGCUGUGAGAGAGGACUCCAUGUUUGACCUAAGUGCCCUUGAUUCUUCAUACCAUUUCAGUGGUAUUUAAUAUUUCCCCCUUAAUCUGAAUAAACCAGAAAACAUUCUCAGCAGAGGAAUAAAUCUCUGAACCACUGACUUUAAACCUUUGUGAUUACUUACUUAUGAGUUACUGAAAGAACACUGGAGUGGGGCACAGGCGCCCUGAGGAUGUCACUUAAUCUCUCUGGCCUUCCUUUCCUCCUCUGGAAAGUAAGGGGGAGACUGAUGACCUACAAGGCCCCCUCCAGUGCUACCAGUCUGUAAUUACAAUGUGUGAUUGUGUUCGGCACACACAGGUGACCACCAGGCAUUGGGGAUGUAAUUAAUGAGUAAAUGCUUUGGUUUGUUCAGAAAACACUAUGAACUUCUUUCCAAAGAUGGGUUGUGAUAAAUAUUGGAUAUUUUGAUUAUAAUAGUUUCUUGAAGCUUUAGCUGGAGGUACAGCAAUAGUAUGGUGUUCCUACAAAUAUCACAUGUAUUCAGACAAAUAUUUUUCUAUCAAAAAUCAUUUUUAUAAAAGCAUCUGUUUUUAUGCAACUUGUGAUAAUAAAUGUUAUCUUUAUUUUAGAAUAAAAAUGCUUUCCUUAUUUGUGGGUUGAAUACACUUAAUGGACAGAAAAGACACAUGGGUAUUUUGACAUUUA
Talpa occidentalis (Iberian mole) is the source of this 4415-nucleotide messenger RNA. RefSeq names its product beta-1,3-N-acetylgalactosaminyltransferase 2 (gene B3GALNT2). The transcript has 12 exons. Lineage: Eukaryota; Metazoa; Chordata; Mammalia; Eulipotyphla; Talpidae. Bases 202 to 1707 code for a protein of 501 amino acids. The record is from RefSeq and is a predicted model, not a curated record. Gene Ontology annotation, molecular function: hexosyltransferase activity. Gene Ontology annotation, cellular component: membrane.